UUCAUUCAGUCGACUUUGUGGCGUGCGUGCGGUUAGUUUAUUUUAGCUCGUGUUCAGAGUGGUCAAAAUAUAUUUUUUUUAUCAUCUGCCUGUUCAUUUUUUCAUCUGUUCCUUCCUCUUCGGGAAUAAGUUUCCGAAAAAAAAGAGAAUUAUUAUUUAGUGAUAACAACGGGUGUUUAGCGUUAAUGAUGAAUAGAUUUAAAUUAAUUAUCCUAUUAAUAUUGUCAAUAAUUGCUGAUGAGUGCCUCUGUGACAGCACAAAAAAUGACAGAACUCAGGAGAAUCAAAUUAAUGAAAAUAAGCAGCAAUCACAAACAUCAACAGUUGACAAUAAAACUGAAAUAGCAAAUCAAAUAGCUUUAGGUGUAUUAAAUUUAUCGCAACAACUAACAGCAAAAGUGCUGUCGUCAAGCUCAAAUAAUUUUGAAGUGAUGUCGCCAAUUAGUAUAGGAUCUGCAUUGCAGCUUGUACUUCUUGGGGCGAAAGGAAAGACAUUUGAUGAGAUUAGAAAUACCAUGAAUUAUGGUAAUUAUACAUCAAAAGACAUCAAUGAAGAAUUUGCUGAAAUUAUAAAAGAUUUAAAAUUAAAUUCCGUAAAUCCAAAAAGAAAGAUUGCAAAGUGGAGAGAGCAGGCAAGUCAGCAAUAUAUAGAACAUUCGUUAAGGCGUCAAGAUAAAAAUGUAAAUUACACUCAGCAUAAGAUUGAAGUUGCUAAUGGAAUAUUCGUUCAAAGUGAUAUAUCCAUUCGACAAGAAUAUAAGGAUGUCGUUGAGAGACUUUAUGGAAGCCAUAUUGAGUCAUUGAAUUUUAAGAACGAACCUGGAAAGGCAUCACAAAUUAUUAAUGCAUGGGUUAGCGAAAAUACUCAUGGAAGAAUCAGCGAGAUUGUCCCGAAAGUGAUGAAUCCAAACACAAAGAUUGUUCUUGCUAAUGCUCUCUAUUUCAAAGCUGAAUGGCAGCAGACAUUUUUUGAAGGUGCCACGGGAAUGAAGCCAUUUUAUCCACAUGGGAGAGGCGGUAAAUCAAUUACGGUUGAUUUGAUGGCACAAGGAGGACAUUUUCCACAUUUUCGUGAUGCUGAACUUAAUGUGGAAAUUUUGGGUUUUCCUUACAAGCAGAAUUGCACGACAAUGUAUGUCAUUCUUCCAUCAGAAUCAUCGACAGAGCGUUUAAAGGAAGUCCAAAAGGAAUUAACUGCCGAGAAGAUUGAGAACUUGAUUGAUCAAAUGACAGUAAAGACAGCAGUAAUUCUGUUUCCAAAAAUGCACUUAAAGUCUGGCUAUCAUCUAAGAUCAGACUUACAAGAUUUGGGCGUCAAGUCGCUAUUUGAGGAGAGUGAGAGUGAUUUAUCUCUAAUGUCCAGUGAGAAUUGUGCCAAAAUGAGGGAAGGAUGUGGACAUAAAAUUACAUUUCGUGAUCCACUCAGUUCAUUUCCAAGAAUUAAGCGCGAAGUUACAUACAAAGUAGGAAGUGAAGCUAAAGACUCAGCGUAUCCAUUAAAUAUGAAAGACUUUUUCAAUCGUAAGCGAAUCGUCAAAAAAAGUCAUGGAAAGAAGUCCAAAAAGACUAAGCGAGAAGUCAAGAGAAUGUCAGCGCUUGACCGAUUGGAAUAUUUAAGAAAUCAACAGUUAACAAAUCCACAGGUGUUUGCAGACGAUGUUAUACAUAAAGUUGAUCUUAAUAUCAAUGAGAAAGGAACUGAAGGCGGUGCAUCAACAGCAGUAACACUCAACAGAUCCGGAACGAACGUAGUUUUUCGAGUAGAUGUGCCAUUUAUGUUCCUAAUCCGUCAUGAUACAACAAAAAUUCCAUUAUUCUACGGUGUUGUCUUCGAGCCGCCAGCUGCGAAUGACUCAAAAUAAAUUUUAAGAAUUUAAAAAAAGGAGAAUUUUGUUUUCUUUUUCCUAAAGUGAUACUUUUAAUUGAUUAAUAUAUUUUUAGAGACAAAUUCGUGUUUUUUUUAUAAAUAAAAAAUAAUUUUUCUACAAAAAAUUGGAAAUAAAAGAAAAGUGUAAAAA
Chironomus riparius is the source of this 2018-nucleotide messenger RNA. Lineage: Eukaryota; Metazoa; Arthropoda; Insecta; Diptera; Chironomidae. The record is from the annotation of a GenBank genome assembly.